AUAAGUGUUGUGUUUUGAUAGACUUCAUUGUGUGUGUUUUAAAAUUUUAUUGUGAAUUUAGUACCUCAAUUUAUUAACUGAUGCUAAUCAGAAAGCGUUCUUCGUAAAAACCCAAUGUUCAAAUUAUUGUGUAACAUGACAAAAAAUAUAUAAUAUGGAAAGCACCUUUCUAUGCUUACUCUUGAGUGUUCUUGUGUCAAUAGCCGGACCUGCCAAUGGUUGUACAAUUGAAGGUAUCGACAACUGGCUCGUUGCAGAAUCCCAGCAUAUACUUGAUACAUUUAGAGGAAACCUUUGGGACCGAUCGACAUCAAAUAUCCAAGGUAUAAAUAGCAUUUCAUACACAGACGGACUGAACCAAGGACCCUAUGUGACUAUAUCAUUCGUCGACUCUAGGCUGGUCAUUUCAACAAACGAUGCAUUUGAAAACUAUGAGGAAUACGAAACAUUGGCGUCUAUGGGAUUUACGAUAAGUUUUAGAUGUUCUGAUGGUUCUACAAGACCUUUUGUGUUCCAAGUUGGCAUAAACGACACAAAUAAUAAUGAUCCGCAGUUUCGACCGACGAACGCCUACGCGUUUACCAUCGCACCACCAAUUCCACCUGGCUUUCUCAUCACUAACUGUGUUGACGAUAUAAUUGUCAGAGAUAUUGAUCUUACGACGGAGAGAAUUGACUUCGAGAUUUCGGGAAGUUCAUUAUUUCAAGUCACCUACGACGACUCAUCUACUGUCGCCAAAGAGUUUAAAGCUGCUUUGAGGACAACAACAUUGAUAAGAUCAAUCUCUGAGCCAAUUAUUCUCAGUGUUAAAGCUACGGAUGUAGAUAGAACUGGGGACCCCAGAAGAUCAGCGACCGCCACUAUCACAAUUACAGCCGACACGGAAUUUACGUUUCCUGAUGAGCCAAUUUUCUCCCAACCCUUCUACUUAGCCACUUAUACGGAUAAUGAGAUAAUAUUACAAGACUCCAUUUUCUUACGGCAGGGCUAUGACGAUCAAGUGGUAUUUAGUUUUGAUGGACAAUACUCUCAGUAUUUUGAUAUAGCCACAAAUGGAAACAAUGUUUAUUUUAACUCAAAGUCACCACUACCAGUUAAUUUGUAUAGAGAGGGUCACAUUUUUCUCGUCGUAACGGCAGAGAGAGACUAUACUAGCGGCGCUGCUGCUACGAUUGUUGUGCAAUUACCUGAAGCUAUCAACUUGGCAUUUGAGGCUGGGUUAUAUAAAGGGUCCAUCGAAGACAAUAAAUUAAACCUUGAGGAUUUAAAACUAAAGCAAGGAUACAAUGAUACUACUAUCACCGUGGACAUAACAAGUGAUUAUACAACUUACUUCAGCGCUAGCGUUAAUGCCAAUACCAUUACACUAUCCAUGGCCCUUUUAAGUGAAAGUAUUAUAAAAGAAAAUAAUGUGAUUAACUUACAAGUUACCGCAACUACCGCCUUAAAUAGUAGCGCAACAACUAUUGUUACAUUGGAAAUAAUAAAAGAUGACACCACAACCCCUGUCUUUGAAAGGAACCUUUAUAACGGAAGCUAUGAUCUAGAAAUAGGAUUGAAUCUAGAGCAAAUUGUUUUAAUACAGGGUUAUGAUAGUUCGGUUACUUUAACCUUGGAAGGAGAGCAUUCUUCCCUCUUCGAAAAAGAACAAAACGGACCCAUGAUCACGCUCGCUAUUUCGUCCUUGCCAUCUGAACUUUUCGCAGAACGGAACAUACUGGUUUUGGUACGUGCGACUAAGGCCAGAACUGUAGGAGCUAACACAGUAGUCCACAUAACUUUACCUCCAGCUAGAGAAUUGAGUUUUGAGAAGUCUAUAUACAAAGGAAAUUUAGAAGAUAAUAUUAUUGUUCUUGAAAAUAUUUUUUUGAGUUUGGGCUACGACUCGGACGUUAUCUUUAACCUCACAGGAGAUCAUGCGGAUUAUUUCAAUAUAAACUACACGAAAAAUGAAUUAUCGUUGGGCGUCCAAAAACCGCUAGAAGAUAUGGUUUUAGAGAAUAGCUUCCUUGUAUUAGUACUGAUUGCAUCGGGCAACAACGCAGUAACUGCUUCAGCAACAAUCGUACUGGAGAUAAUAAAAAAAGACAACGUCACACCUGUGUUUUCUAAAUAUAUUUACCAGGGCACAUACAUGAACAGCACUUACGUCGAUUUUGAAGCUAUCAGUUUAAUACAGGGUUACGACGAUACUGUAACGUUUGAGUUAGACGGAGAUCAUGCUAAAUAUUUUUCAAUGAAUUUAGCAGAAAACCACGUUAUGCUGACACUUAUAUCUGCCAUACCCGAAGAUCUGAUAUUUAAUGAAAAAGUUUUGCUAUUCAAUGUUAAGGCCGAAAAACCUUGGACUGUCGGCGCCAAUGCAGCCAUUAGACUAAUAUUCCCAGAAGAUCUAACCAAACCUGCUGUCCUAAAAUUUUCACAAAAUACAUAUAACGGCCUAUUAAAGGAUGAUUUACUAACUAUGGAGAACAUUGUUCUUGAAUCAGGUUUCACAGCGGCAACAAAGUUUUCGCUUAGCGGAGAGUAUGUUGAAAAUUUCACUAUGUCAAAUAGUAACAAUGAGAUUGAAAUAAAGCUAUCAGAGACUGCUUCACUGGAAGUUCUUAAAAUUAAUAAAUAUUUAAUUCUUGAAAUAGCUGCAACUAGGGAGAGGGCCGUACCAGUCACAUCAACUUUGGUAAUUGAUAUAUCAAACACACAAGUGAUUUUACCAGUAUUUGAGAAAGCUUUUUACACAGGAACAUUCACAAAAGACGGAGGACUGCAGUUCACAGAAGAAAUACGCUUACAAUUAGGAUUUGAUGAAGCAGUGACGUUCAAACUUGAAGGAGAUCAUGCCGAGUGGUUUUCCGUAUUCCAAAAUGCAAAUUCAGUCUUAUUACUAUCUAACGCAACAAAUCCAUUGCCCGAAGAAGUAUUUGAUGCCAACAAUCACUUGCUCUUUACUAUUAUCGCACAAAAACCUGAUACUAUUGGUGGACGAGCGGCAAUAUCUAUUAGUUUAUUAAAAGAAAUUGAAAAUACAGUAGUAUUACAGUUUGAACGUAACAGUUACGUAGGACAUAUAGAAAAUGGAUCUCUAAUAUUUACUGAUAAUAUACGAAUUAUAGAUACCGAUUUAUCAUCUGUUGGUCUAAAUUUAACUGGAGAAUAUGCGUCUUAUUUCACAUUGUCGAAGGAAUCCAAUAUUAUAUCAAUCAAUCUUCUGGAUAUACCUGAAGAUGACCUUUAUAGAAAUGAUUUAAUUAUACUUUAUCUGGAAGCAUCAGCAAGAAAUGCUAUUAGCAGUCAUACAACAAUCAUCUUAAAUGUCGUUAAAACAACAGAGACACCAAUUAUUCAACCACUGUUUGAACUAGCAUAUUAUGUUGGUGAAUACUCAAAAUAUGAUGGAUUAACUUUUUCUCAGACAAUUAGACUUAAGCAAGGCUUUGAUGAUACUGUUUCCUUUGAACUUGAAGGUGAUAAUUCGAAAUUAUUUAGCCUAAAAGAGGAAGAACAAAAUAGUUUCACUCUUUUAGUUUUGGACGAAGAUGGUUUAAGAGAAAUAACUGACAGAAGUUAUUUAGUUUUUUUAGUUGUUGCUAACAAAUCUGAUACAAAAUUCGGACGUUCAGCAGUAAUAGUUUCACUUAAAGUUUCUGACAGCAACGCCAGUGUUUAUUUUGAUAAAGUUCUCUAUAGCGGUAAUCUUAAAGGUGGAAUUAUAUCUCACGAAGCGAUUACAUUGUCAGGAUUUACUGGUUCGACUAUUAUAAUUUCUGGAGAUCUUGCAACUUCAUUCGAAUCGAGCUUAGCAAACGGCAACGUAGCUAUUGACGUAGCCACAUCAGCAGCAUUUCCUGAAAAUAUAACAUAUAUACCGCUUACUCUACAUGCAGACAUCGCCAGUGCUGUACUUAUAUUAGACGUAUCACCUUCAGAUCCCAACCUCCCCACAGUGUCGUUUAGCUCGACGUCAUUUUUCCUAUGGGCUGAUAUCAAUCAGACUGGCGUAAUCGGAAGGGUGCAAGCUACUGUUGACAACAACGAAGCGGUGCUUUAUUCAGUUACUGUAGACGAUGAUCUUCGGGAGCGUGUUUCUAUCAAUGCGGAGGGUGAACUUCUACUAUUAGCUACGGUUGAUAGGGGAAUAUAUAACUUCAAAGUCUCAGCUAUAGCGCAAAGCAGUCAAGUUUCGGCUACCGCUCCGGUACUCUUGAGAGUAGAUGCGUUACCGGAAUGCAGCACCGAGGAUGGCCUACCACCGUUAAUUGUUCUACAAAGAGUUGAAGAAGAGCCGCAUCUGAACUUAGUCGUACUAAACAAAACCGAUAAUAAAGAUUGCUGGUACACAAUAACAAGCCUCUGGCCAGAAGAUCAAUCAUGGUUGUAUAUCGAAAAUGGAGGUUUGCAUGCAAAGGUUAUUGACCGAGAGGACAAAUCAAUCGCCUUUAUGAUACAAUCUCAGAUUCAAGCGGAGCUAAUACUUCAUUGCGACAAUGAUAAUGGUAAAGCCAUUGUCAAGCGUUCAUUAGCCACAGAUAUCGGAUCAGGACUAGAUACUUAUAACUACGGAUCCAAUAAAUGGGUCCUUGCUGAUACAAUUAAACACAAUGCCAGGCGGAGCGUUGUGAAUCUAAUCGUCGAAGAUAUUAACGACAAUGCGCCGAUAUUUAACGGAAAAGAGAACGAGCCAAUUUACAUUGGUUAUCCAAUACCAGAACUCGAGAACACCAUUUUGCCACGAGCUCUAAUCGAGUUAAAGGCAACAGAUGCCGAUAUAGGGGAAAACGCAGCUUUAAUGUAUUUUAGCAUGGAAGAAAAUCUAGCCGUUGCAUCGACUACUGGCUACGUACACGUUCGGAAUAACGCUAAUUUACAAAAUGAUUCUCGCCUCACUGUAUACGCUAUCGAUCAGAAUGGAAGGGGAUUAAACGGCUCUAUAGAUAUUGUGAUUAAAUUAUUAGAAGAAAAUCAAAUUGCGGUUAUGACUGUCCAAAACGCAUUCUUAGAUGAUGAAGAUAACAUUUUAAGUAAUCUUAGUACGUCUGUCGGUUACGACAUCAAGAUAUUAAGGACAGUCGUAAUAUCUGAAAAUAAUGACAAGAGUGAGGAGACUUCAAGAAAAAAACGUGACAUUGCAAACACAUCUGGCGCAUCUUUGCAAUUGUUUGUCUACGGAAUAUCCGGAAACCAACUGAUCAAUGUUGACAAACUAACAAGUGACUUAGAUCAAGUAGUUUUGGUUGACAAAUUCCGAGUCAAAUCUUUAGAAGAUCAUCUGGAAAGUCUAGAGAUAUGUCCAGUUCCAGGACAAAACACCGCUUUAAUAGCCUCCACUAUUGCUCUUGCUGUGGUACUUUUUAUAACAAUUUUAGCAAUAAGUGGUUACAUCUUUAUAAAAUGGAGGAAGAAAAAAAACUAUGAAAAAUUUAGUGAUGCAAAUAGUCUGGCUUCUCGUGUUGAACCUGAAUCAGUACCUAAAAUUGAAAGUCCAUCAAAACCAAGACUAGAUAUUGAGGAACUUAAAAGAAGUGAAAGAAGGUUGCAAGAAAUGCUCGAUGCUCCAGUUCCAGCAAUAGCAGUUAACCCUCCAAAACAAGAGAUAAACCCGGGAGAAAAAUAUGAAUCGUCUGUGGUCAUACCAGAAGAAACACUAAUUAACAUUACAGCUGAUCCUCAGCCACCAAUAAUCAUACAAUCGAUUGAUAAACUUAAAGAUAUUACUGAUGAGCCAGAAGAAGAUGAAUUUGGCGAGGUGAAAAUAACAACACCAAGAAAGUCUGUGGUCACCUUUAAUGAAAAUGUAGAAAAGAUCAUACAUAUAGAUUACGAUUUGGAUGACAAUUCAGAGCCUGAAACUGAAGUUUACAGAUUUUGAUACACGUUUAAUUACAUUAAACGCAUACUGUAAUUUAUUUUGGUAAUUUAGCUUAACAAAAUAAUUACCUAAUUGAAAUAAAUGUCCUUAAAACUUUAACUUCUGUUAUCGGUUUUACAAUGUGGCUAAAAACAAACAUAUGGAUAUAAUGCCAGGAACACAAUAUGUGUAACACCCUCCUUAAAUCCACGCUACACAUCAAAUAGCACCUUAGUGAAAAACAAAGCAAAAGAAAAGAGAAAAACGAACAGUUAAUAAUGAUAUCCUUUUCUCCCGCACAAAAAAAUGGCAAAGUUCGUUUACAUAAAUUAUCUCCUAUCUCGAUAUAGUGAAUUUUAUGUUAGUUUUCAGUAAAAAAUUGAUUCCAUUCCACUGGCGCAUGGUGUAGCGUGUUACAAGUGUGGUAGGCCCCUAGCUCGUUCAAGUCACUGCCCUCUUUAUGAGGGACCCCAAGAUAAGAUCAGACAUCCAUAUAAAAUUAUGACUGUGUUUCGCCUAAAAUCUAAGUGAGUAUUGAAGCAGGUAGUCGCGCGAAUAAGUUAUAUUAAAUUUUAUACUUAAGCAAUAUUAUAAUAGAAACAAAAACUAUAUUUAGAAGCGCAACAAUUAACGUUAAUUAUUAUAUAUGCAAGAUGUUUUUAUACUUUGUUUAGAAAUUUGACGGCAGUCGUAAGGUAGAUUACUGGAUCUUAUUAGAUCAGUUAACAUCAAAUCUCACACUCAUAGAUACAUCUGUAAUUUUUAACAAAGAGUGUGGUAACACUUUGAGCAAUAAUACUGUUAAUUAUACUAUUAAUAAUUAAUGGCUUUUCGCAAUUUUGAUACUCCUUUAGGUACUUCAAAUCUAGGGUACAAUGAGAUAUUGAAGUUUGGUUAAGAAAAUUUCCUACCAAUUUUUUUUCGAAAUAGACAUUUUUUCAAUGGAAUCCUCUGAAAUUUCGCUUAUGUAUUUCAUCAUAAAUAUUCUAAAUGGUAAUGUCUGAUUUUGUAUAGAAUUUGCAUUUUGAUUGAGGUAGCUUUCUGGAGACAGGCAAAUGCCAUCGCGGAAAAAAAUCGAAAUCUCACGGGAAAUCAGAUAUUAAAUAUUAAUUGCAAGCGUCCAUUUCUGUUUAGCGAUAUCACUCCAAAUUUCUAUCAAACCUAUGUUCAUGUCGUUGUUGUUUUUGUUUCAUUCGGAAGCUUAAUCUUUUUAGACAAAAAUUUUACAUAGGGAAUAAUUUUAAACCCACGUCAAGAACACAUAACAAGAAAGAGAAUAAAAGAUAAAACGUAAAGAGAAGGAAAAAGAGAGUUUUUCAUUAUUUAUCUUAUACAAAUCGCACAUAUAUAAGUAUGCGAUAGAAGUAAAACUUCUUAAAUUAAAUCUAAUUAAAACCACCCGUUCAUAACAUACUCGUAACAUGAUCCCCGGCAUCGCUGAACGCUCUACGAAUUUUCUAUUUUGAUGAUCUCAGAAUGCUUCUUUGCUUUCCGUGUUUUUGGAGUUCAUAUGGAAUGUUUGCGACGACUCAUAUAUAUGUACCUACUCUUAUAUUAUAAAACGUAUGCU
Messenger RNA from Pararge aegeria (speckled wood butterfly), 7415 nucleotides. RefSeq lists its product as uncharacterized. The transcript is spliced from 27 exons. Gene Ontology annotation, biological process: homophilic cell-cell adhesion. Gene Ontology annotation, molecular function: calcium ion binding. Bases 155 to 5866 code for a protein of 1903 amino acids. Gene Ontology annotation, cellular component: plasma membrane. Lineage: Eukaryota; Metazoa; Arthropoda; Insecta; Lepidoptera; Nymphalidae. The record is from RefSeq and is a predicted model, not a curated record.